Molecule: messenger RNA, 1474 nt
Organism: Penaeus chinensis
Lineage: Eukaryota; Metazoa; Arthropoda; Malacostraca; Decapoda; Penaeidae
Product: ubiquitin carboxyl-terminal hydrolase 16-like
Exons: 6
Coding region: 730-1377 (215 amino acids)
Molecular function (GO): zinc ion binding
Source: RefSeq, a predicted model, not a curated record
CUUCCCGUGGCACCCCGAGCCAGUGUGCCCUUCGUGGCAUGGGCGAGUUCACGUCUCUUGUGCCUUACUACCCUCGUUUAUUCUUUGUGUAUUUUCACGUCUCUUGCUUCCUUCGUGCAUUCCCAGUUUAGUUUUUUGUUUUUUUUUCAAAUCUCGUGGCUGUACCAUAUGUCUUUCAUUCAUUCAGCAUAUGCCCAGUGUAUUUUGUUUUUUUCUUAUUCUUAGUUUUCCCCCCCUUCCCCCCCAUGCUUGUCUUUAUUCCUUGCUCCCCGUCUUCAUGUCUCACAAUUCUGUGGAUUUUGAUUUACUACGCGCUGAAGGAAACAGUGUUCUGUGGAUUUUACUUACACUUUCAGACGAUUUUUGAGUGAUAUCUGGGGAUACAGUGGCUGAAAUCAAGCCAAAUUGAUAAGAUUGAAAAGACUAGAAUUAUGUAUCUGCUGAAAGUUUAGAUUAGAAAUCAAACAUAAUCAUACUCUGCAAAGAAAUCCUCAAGAAAUCUCUGUAGAAAAAGAGUAGCUAAUCAGGCAAAUGAUGCCUUUCUUCCUGAAGAUGGUGCUAGUGUUGAAGCAUGCUACUCCAAUAGUCAUUUGAAAUGAAGAGAAAGUGCUCAUCCAAAUCUUGCAAGAUGUCAUAUACUUCAUGCUAAGUGUUUAGAAAAAAAGAAAGGAAAAACAAAACAAAAGAAAUACUAGUGAAAAGUGAUUGUUGGUAUUGUGUGUUGAAAAAAUGUGUGCCAUGCGGAAUAACAAGAGAAACUCACUCCCCUCAUUAAGCAUGAACAAGUUCUUUGUGAACAAACGUGCUUCUAUGUUUGAGAAACCAGAGGAACCUACGGCCAGAGAAAAGAAAGAAUGGAGUCCUUUUGGCCUCGUAGAGACAUCCCAACGGAAGCUGGAAGCACGCAGAGAGAAGGAGAAGAAAGAGGAGAUGAAGGCUCGAAAAAAAAGACAAGCAGACCCUUAUGCUGAGGAGAGCAGUGAUGGUGAGGAAGACGAAGCACCAGCCUCAGGACCUGAGAAGGAACCAAAAAAUGAGUCAAAAGCUUGUGGCCAUGCUAACCGGGCUGUUAACUUCAGCUUGGUGAGGAAGGCGUUAAAACAGGGACAGCCCAUUGGGGACUGCACCCAGUGUCGCAAGGGUCACUGCUCUGAUCUUAAAGAUGAAGCUGAGAAUGAUACUGAGAAUACCUAUGUUCCUGUGAUCUGGCUGUGUUUGUUCUGUGGCCACCAAGGCUGUGACCGCAACACCCGAGAACAGCAUUCUUUUCUUCACUAUCGCACUCCGCGUUCAGAUCCUCAUUGUCUUAUCCUAAAUACUCAGGCAUGGAAUGUGUGGUCAGUACUUGGACAUGUUUUACUGUGUGUCUUUUCUUAGAGUUUUCGCUUUGUGGAUAAUGGUAUAUGACUUGGUACAUUUAAUUUAUUUUUUGGGGUGGGCUUUUUAUUUUGAAAAUGCCUUUUUUAUGUGUAGG